Molecule: messenger RNA, 3755 nt
Organism: Drosophila elegans
Lineage: Eukaryota; Metazoa; Arthropoda; Insecta; Diptera; Drosophilidae
Product: xenotropic and polytropic retrovirus receptor 1
Exons: 7
Coding region: 308-2332 (674 amino acids)
Biological process (GO): cellular response to phosphate starvation; phosphate ion transport
Cellular component (GO): Golgi apparatus; plasma membrane; cytoplasm
Molecular function (GO): inositol hexakisphosphate binding
Source: RefSeq, a predicted model, not a curated record
UUUGUGGUGCGUUCAGUUCUUUGUUGUUGUUUGGCCCUCGCAUUUCGUCCGUCGCCAGAAUUUUAUUGAUAUGCGCGCUAUUCGGUGAUAAGCAGUGUACUUAACAAAUCAGCGACUGUUGACAAUUAGUAAUGGCCAGUGUGGGAACAGCCUGAGAUGCUAAAAUAGAAGCCCCCAUUCGGAGACGAAUUGCAAGUGCAAACUGCAGCGCGGUGCAGCGUAUACGCGCUUCAGUGCAGCGCCGAUCAACGGAACGGAUCCGAUCUGGACUGGACUGGACUGAGCUCAAGCUCUAGAAUAGGCAGCCAUGAAGUUCGCCGAGCACCUGUCGGCGCACAUAACGCCCGAGUGGCGCAAGCAAUACAUCAACUAUGAGGAAAUGAAGGCCAUGCUGUAUUUGGCCGUGGAGGAGGCGCCAUCGGUGGAAAGCGUCGAGGAUGAUGUGCUGAAGCGGCAUUUUGCCAACUUCGAUGAGAACUUCUUUCACUUCUGCGACAAGGAGCUAAAGAAGAUCAACACAUUCUACUCGGAGAAGCUGGCGGAGGCCACGCGCAAGUUUGCCACCCUGAAUGCCGAGCUGAAGACCUCCAUCGAGGAGUCGGAGCGGAGUGCCAAGAAGUCCAAGGGUCAGAAGCGGCAUGCCGCACUGCCCGAUCGCAAGGCCCGCGAACUGAAGUUGGCCUUUAGCGAGUUUUAUCUGAGUCUGAUCCUCCUGCAGAACUAUCAGAACCUCAAUCACACCGGCUUUCGCAAAAUACUCAAGAAGCACGAUAAACUUCUACGCGUUGAUACCGGCGCCAAGUGGCGGCAGGAGUACGUGGAGGCGUCGCACUUCUUCACCAACAAGGACAUCGACAACAUCAUCAAUGAGACGGAGACGACGGUCACCGGCGAACUGGAGGGCGGCGAUCGGCAGCGGGCCAUGAAGCGGCUGCGAGUGCCGCCGCUGGGCGAGCAGCAGAGUCCGUGGACGACCUUCAAGGUGGGCCUCUUCUCCGGCAGCUUCAUAGUGCUGGGCAUUGUGGUGGUGCUGUCGGCCAUCUUCCACGAGAUCAGCGGCGAGAAUCUGAAGGUGACGUUCCGCCUGUACCGCGGACCGCUGCUCAUCAUCGAGUUCAUCUUCCUGAUCGGCGUCAACAUCUACGGCUGGCGGUCGUCGGGCGUCAAUCAUGUGCUCAUCUUCGAGCUGGAUCCGCGCAAUCAUCUAUCCGAGCAGCAUCUCAUGGAGCUGGCGGCCAUUUUCGGUGUCGUGUGGACGCUCAGCAUGCUGAGUUUCCUGUACAGCGCCAGUUUGGCCAUACCGGCGUUCAUCAAUCCGCUUACGCUGACGCUGAUCAUGGUGCUGUUCCUGGCCAAUCCGUUCCAUGUGCUCCAUCACGACGCUCGCUUCUGGCUGUGGCGCAUCACGGGUCGCUGCCUGUCCGCCCCGUUCUUCCAUGUGGGCUUCGCCGACUUCUGGCUGGGCGAUCAGCUGAACUCGCUGGCCACCGCCAUCCUGGACUUUGAGUAUCUCAUCUGUUUCUACUUCACCAACGGCAACUGGACGGAGGCGAGGGAUGCCUCCAUUUGCAUGGAGAAGGACUUCAUUAUACGGCCAAUUGUCAAUUGUCUGCCCGCUUGGUUUCGAUUCGCACAAUGCCUGCGGCGAUAUCGCGAUUCGCGGGAGGCCUUUCCCCAUUUGGUCAACGCCGGCAAAUACUCAACCACCUUCCUGGUAGUGAUCUUCGCCACCCUCAAGAGCUUUCACAGUCCGAACUAUGCCAGCACCUUCGACAAUCCCUAUACCUGGUUGUGGAUCAUCGCCUCGAUUGUGUCCUCGUGCUAUGCCUACACCUGGGACAUCAAGAUGGAUUGGGGUCUGUUCGACAAGAAUGCCGGCGAGAAUACUUUCCUGCGCGAGGAAGUCGUCUACUCGUCGACGGGUUUCUACUACUUUGCCAUUGUGGAAGAUCUGGCGCUGCGCUUUAUUUGGGCGCUGUCUUUCUACCUCACCGAGAUGAAGAUCGUGAGCGGCGACAUAAUGACCUCCAUCACAGGCAUCCUGGAGGUGUUCCGUCGCUUUGUUUGGAACUUUUUCCGCCUGGAGAACGAGCAUCUGAACAAUUGCGGCAAGUUCAGAGCGGUGCGCGACAUAUCGAUAGCGCCGCUGGACUCCUCCGACCAGGCGCUCAUCCUUCGCAUGAUGGACGAGACGGAUGGCGUGAUCAAUCGCUAUACGAAGACGAACCGACCCAAGCCCAAGAAGGUCAAGGAUCCGGAGAAGCGGAGCCUGCUGCAGACGCGCGGUUCGCUGCCCGACCUUCGCAUCGAUAUGGACAGCAAGAAAUUGUAGACAGCCAGCAGCGCCGUCCACCGAGUUGUGCUUCCUAAUGAACGAUUUUGCGGAACGUGUUGUACGACAGUCUAUCCAUAAUUCAAUUUACACCCAUUUUUUUUUGUUUAAAUUAAUUUUUUUUUCGCAUUGUUUAGCUAAUUUGUAUAUUUAGUGACUAAGUACUUAAAGUUGAGGAGAGACAAUGUCCAGCAAUAAUUAGUGCAUAAGUUCUCUAACUAAUUUAGCAUUCCAUUUAUGCGAUUAACAAACGAAAAAGACCAAACCUCUAUAUAUCUAUAACCUGUUAACCAGUAACCUGUAACCCGUAACCCGUAACCCCUAGCCCCUAAGCCACAUUUCCACGUUUCCAAAUCCAAUUCGAAAUCCACACCUUCCACACCAAUUGGAGUCGAGAACGGCAGUAUUAGUACUUAGAAAAGGCGAACAAAAUAACUAAAAUCCAAGCAAAUUAAAAAAAAACAAAAAAAAAACAAGCUGCAUUGCCUGCAGUCACCACAUUCCCUUGUCUAUCUAUCAAGUGUUGUCAGUGUUUGUCAAUUAGUCAUUUAGUUAGAUUUGCCUUAUCUGUUUUUUGUCUGUCCACCUUUUGAUUGAUAUGCGACAUGCUAUAGACUGUGACACAACCGAAACUUAAACUGAAACUAAACCUUAAAUUGAAACUUAAACUGAAACAGAAACUUAAACUUAAACAGAAACUUAAAACGAAAGGAAUUGUAAAUAGAAUGCAUAUAAUUGUGUCUGCGAGUGUGUUUCUCUCAGUAUGUGUGUGUGUGUGUGUGUGUGUGUAAGCAGGGUCUAGAAUUCCAAAGUAGAUUUGAUAAUACUGAAUGAGAACAUUAAAAACAGUUUCUAAAAGUGCAUUGUAUAUACGAACAAACCAUAGAGCUGUCUACAAAAUAUAUAUAUAUGCUUAUAGGCUUAAGAACAUUUUGUCAGAUAUAUAAUGAAGACUUUGUCAAUUUUUGCCAUAACUAGCUCGCAUUUUGAGCACUACUUUACCCCUGAAUUUGCCUUGUCAAAAUAAAUUAGUCUUACGUAUGUGUAAAGUUGCUUUUGAUACCAAUACAAAGAAAAACGAAUGCACAAAAUCGGAACUACUUACAAAACAAUGUGUUUGUAAAAUCGCUAGACAUUUCUGAAAGUAGUUAAUCAAAGAUAUCUCUAGGGAUUUCAAAAACACACUGCUUUGUAUUAUACUCAAGUUCACAAAUCUUGACCUUAAGCUAACUAGUUAACUAAGCCAUACACACACACAAUAUGUAUUGUACACCUUUGCUAACAAAACCCGAACACAAGUAACGAAAUAAAGACGGCUUGAAGUAUGCAGCAAUAAAAAAAAAAUUUCGAAAUAAUAUCCAAAACCCACCGAUCCUCAUCUCAUCGUGUAAGUAUUAACAGAUAUUUUCCAAUACCGCCGAGA